UCCAACUCACACCAAACGGGCACAGGUCACAACAGCGCCCCCUAGGACACGUAAAAUAAUAAUGAAUAAACGUCUGUACGAGCAUAUAACCUCACUUAAAAUGGCAACCUAUUCAUAAUCCGAUUCUCUCAAUAUUGGGGUGCAUCGUAUCACUUCUUUUCCAUCUUGUUGGUUAACAUCGUUCAACUCCUUGACUGCUCUUGAACACGCCCGCAAAGCAACGCUGGAAAUGAUGCGUUAAUCUGUAAAAAAAAUGUCGUAUUUUUAGUCUUCACAAGACAUUAAGAGGUCCCACACUUAGAUUGUUGUUGAUAACUAUAAUACUUGAUUAUCAGCCCAAACCGUAUUAAUUUUGAAUAGUAUAAACCCCAAAUUUAGUGUACUGUCCGGUUUCUUCUGACGUCCAGCAUAAAAGUAAAAACAUAUUAACAAGGCGCCUCUGAAGGCACCAUUGACGUGUGGGAUCGCUAGCUGGACGCAUUUCCGAGUCGAAACUGAAUCUCCUGUGUGUCAAUAUGUGUGGACUCCGUAUUUUAAUUUGAGAAUAACGCCGGCAAUGUCCUAGCCAUGUUUUAUGGUCAUAUUCUACGAACGUGCUUGGUCCCGAACCGAACGGCGGCCAAACUUGGCCGUUUGCAACUUGUUUGUCAAGUCGAGAGAGGUCUUUGUACCGUAAGUGACGAAGUACGACUGGCAGAAGAUGCCAGUAAGAAAUAUGGUCGCCCAGCUGCCACCAUCUUCUCCAAAGUGAUUGACAAAAGCCUCCCUGCAGAUAUCAUCUAUGAGGAUGACAAGUGUUUGGCUUUUCGGGACAUCAGUCCACAGGCUCCCAUUCAUUUCCUGGUUAUUCCUAAAGUUCACAUUCCCAGGAUAAGUCAAGCGAGAGAUGACGAUGCUGAGCUCCUGGGGCAUCUAUUGGUGGUGGCGAAAAAGGUGGCCAACCUGGAAGCCCUCACAGAAGGUUAUCGAGUGGUCAUCAACGACGGAAAACAUGGCGCUCAGUCCGUCUACCACCUUCACCUCCAUGUGUUGGGAGGCAGACAGAUGACAUGGCCGCCAGGGUGAAUGCAUACUUAAAUACAUACAUUAGUACUUAAUGUUGACAACAAACACUGUGAGUAUGUUUCUUCAACUUAUGUGGCCUAAACAAAAAUAAAAAUAAAAAACCCUCACAAAAUGUCCAAGUUUUU
Syngnathoides biaculeatus (alligator pipefish) is the source of this 1190-nucleotide messenger RNA. It is a transcript of the gene hint2, whose product is annotated as histidine triad nucleotide binding protein 2. The transcript is spliced from 5 exons. Gene Ontology annotation, cellular component: cytoplasm; mitochondrion. The record is from RefSeq and is a predicted model, not a curated record. Bases 568 to 1065 code for a protein of 165 amino acids. Gene Ontology annotation, molecular function: hydrolase activity. NCBI's taxonomy places the organism in Eukaryota, Metazoa, Chordata, Actinopteri, Syngnathiformes, Syngnathidae.